AUGUUGUGGAUUACUCGCCCUUUGCUCAUAUUUUCUUACAUACUAUGCGUAAAGGGACAAUUGGGUGAUCUUUAUCUGAUAGCGUUUUGUAGUAACGUCACGUGGCCAGAUGUAGUACUGAAACUGACAUCACUAUCUUCUAGGACUAUUCAAGUGAGUGUAAAGAAACUUACAGAUGAGAUAGACUCGUUUGAGGUCUCCAAAAGCACCCCCACAGAACACAUUUUUAGUGCCAGGCAAAUAGUUUUUUACAGAAAUAUAACUAUAGUCUUACAAGGUAGUGGUCCUUUUGGGGCAUCUCUUUUCGUUGCAAGCACUGGUUCCAUGGCGUCAUGUCUGCUGCUGCCGGUGAACUACUGGGGUAGCUGGUACUUUUUCUCCAACAUACGGAAAUCUCCAAUCUUUUUGACUGUCGUUUCGAAUGCAGAGUAUUCACAUAUCCGUUCACUUGAGCUACAAGAAUUUAAUCGAAGAUUGAGAAGGUUUGAAAUAAUCGAAAAAUUAAUACUGAAUCGUACGUCUAUUGUUUAUAAGUAG
This is a messenger RNA of Biomphalaria glabrata, 537 nucleotides long. RefSeq lists its product as uncharacterized. The transcript is spliced from 6 exons. The record is from RefSeq and is a predicted model, not a curated record. The coding region runs from base 1 to 537 and encodes 178 amino acids. NCBI's taxonomy places the organism in Eukaryota, Metazoa, Mollusca, Gastropoda, Planorbidae.